AUGAAUCGCCAAGGCUCAUCGAUCUUGAGUGCCCUACAAGGGCUGCGGAUAUCUGCCGCCACACCAACACUCUCCUUGAACGCCGCAAGAACGGCCAGUCUAGCCCCACAUGUCAGAACGUUCACCUCGACAGCGCCCCAGCUGGGCUCAUGGCUGGAACCAUUCAUCGAUCGGACCAAGAAGAUGCAGAAGGGCAGACCAAGAGUGGCUACGGGUGGUUCGGUGAAGGGCACGACAAUCAUGAUUGGGGACUACGGCCUGCGGAUGGUCGACCACCACAGGAGGAUCAGUGCAGCACAGCUUAAGCUUGCGGAAACCACCAUAAAGCAGAGAUUGCGAGGGCAGAGAUAUCGAUUAUACACAAGGGUCAACUGCAAUAUUGGCGUCUAUGUUAGCGGAAACGAGAUGCGUAUGGGCAAGGGAAAGGGAUCCUUUGAUCAUUGGGCAACCAGAGUGGCGGUCAAUAGGGUGAUCUUCGAGAUAAGAGGAGCACUUCACGAGCAAGUUGUUAGAGAUGCCUUCCGUCUUGCGGGGAACAAGCUGCCAGGCCAGUACGAGUUCAUUAAGAAGGGAGAGCCCCCAGUCGUCGGCAUCACGAAGCUGAAAGGGGUCACAAUUGAUGAUCUCAAGCGACCUUGGAAGCAGUUGCCCACAGCAGAGAAGCCAGAGGUCACCCCAGCAGCGACAACAACCCCGUCUUCAGUCCCUCCACCAUCGUAGGAAUAGCAGGAUCCGAGUUGGAUGCAUAAUACGGCUGCACAAUGUAUAUAUUUGGGACCUGGGCGACUUUUGUUCCAUGCUAAAGAAUGGGGCAUGCUCAGGCGGUGGAUGCCUAGAACUGUGAUCUGCAAAGACGUAUACACACUCAGCGCUCGACGAAGAGGACGAGCGGCUGAGUCGGAUAUGUUCUCAAGACGUCUACCGUUCAUUAAUACCCGAGAAUUUACGAACAAGCAAAGAGACUUAAGAUUUGCAAAC
Messenger RNA from Cryphonectria parasitica EP155, 978 nucleotides. RefSeq names its product ribosomal protein L16. NCBI's taxonomy places the organism in Eukaryota, Fungi, Ascomycota, Sordariomycetes, Diaporthales, Cryphonectriaceae. The transcript has 2 exons. Gene Ontology annotation, cellular component: ribosome; mitochondrial large ribosomal subunit. Gene Ontology annotation, molecular function: structural constituent of ribosome; rRNA binding. Gene Ontology annotation, biological process: mitochondrial translation. The record is from RefSeq and is a predicted model, not a curated record. Bases 1 to 720 code for a protein of 239 amino acids.